AUGAAGAAUCGAUCCCCCUAUGAAGUCUGUUCUCCGACCCCGAGAACCGACAUAGUGUCUGGAGUGAUCAUCCUAAGUGUCCCGCAUAUCAACAACUUGAUCGAGUGCACCGGGGUCUUGCCAUCACGCACCGAGAAAUAUACCUCCCCAGAUCAAAAGGAGGUGAACAAGUGGAUCGAAUGUGACCGUGCACCUAUGCGAGAGGAGGCGAUUCUGCUGAUGAAUGGCGGGUCUCUGAAGCAAAUGAAGUAA
Messenger RNA from Clonostachys byssicola, 252 nucleotides. NCBI's taxonomy places the organism in Eukaryota, Fungi, Ascomycota, Sordariomycetes, Hypocreales, Bionectriaceae. The record is from the annotation of a GenBank genome assembly.